CAGUGGAGAUGCUGACAGUGGCCCCUGGGGUGGGGGCACUCUUGAAAUGCCCAGUCUGACAGUGACUGCUGGGCUCUGGGCAGAGCUGAAGGGUGCUUAUGAGCCCUACAAGCUCCCCUCAGUGGCUGUUAGUCUUGUAAUGGUUGCAGAGUUCUUGGGAAGCACAAGUCCAGCUGUCUUUUGUCCCAGUAGGCUGCCAGAGGCCUGGAGCUCUUGAGGUGAGGCAGAGCCACAUGCAGGUCCCUUGUGGUCUCCAGGGCAAAAUGAGGAGCCCCAGCCCUUUUUGCCCAGCCUGCAGCAUUGGUCUUGGCAAGGAUAAAACCUGCUACUGGUUUUGCUGGGAUGUCCUGGCCUGUGUCCACCCUGCUAUGUGUCACCCCUGGCCUGAGCACUCUCUGGCUUCUCUGUCCCCACGCCUCUGAUGGUCUGUGCAGGGGUGGUGCAGGAUGUUGGGCUGGCGUGCUGGGACAGGCUGUGCCUCAGCUCGGGUGUGCAGAGGGCACUGCUGAGCGCCCAUGCCCAGCUGGGACGUUGCUAACAAGGAAGCAAGGAAGGAAAAAACACCCUGGUUCAGCAAAGGAAGUACAAACAACCUAAGUUAAAUAACGUCUCCCAGCGUGUGGCACAGACAACACGGACUGCCCCCCAUCUGGAGGAAACCUGGCAGAUGAGUAGACCGUGGCAACGCUUCCUGUGAGCAGUUGGAGCCAGACGUGAAGCUGCUGAGCUGAAGGUGUUGCGUUUAACUGUAGUGGUGAGAUGGGUUCCUGAUACAGCCGAGGGGCAGAGAGGAAAUGCUGGAUCAAGGUGGGGGGGGGGUGCUGGUGCUUCAGGGUGGUGUGAUGGGGAUGCAGACAAAGAAGAGAUGUGCAGAGCAGAGGGGGUUAAUCCCCACAAUCUCACUUAUUGCCACAACACGGAGAGAAUUGCUAGGAUUUUUCCACUGGCCACGGCAGAAGGGGAAAUCUGUGGAUGUGCUGGGGUUCAGAGGGGGGCUGGCAAGAACUGGCCUGCAAUCACCCUCACUGCUUCAGGGAGUCAUUGACCCCCUUGGGCUGCCCUUCUGCAGCGGGAGCAGACAUGUCCCUGCCUGCACAGGGAGCCGUUCCUAGGAUCUCCAUCUGUUCCCCAGCUCUGUGCCUCCACAAGCCCCAGAAACAAUCCUGGAGGCUCUUUCUCCCUCCAGGCAGAAAUGCUGCCUCCUUCAAUGGGCUCUGUUGCAAAGCCAGGAGGGCUCUUGCUGGUCUUGGGGUGGGGGGAUCCCUAGACCUGCCUGUGGUUUGGGUCUGGUGUUCGAGGUCUCACCUCAGCCCUCACUCACAGUUUGCAGCUGCACAUCCCUACUUGUUGACUGUUCCUCCUUGUUUCAAGCUCUUAAUGCUGCAAGGGACAGAGGAAACAUGAGGAAAACGUUUUGUACCCAAGGUGGUUGUGCUUGCAGCAGUGCAGAGUCAGUGUGAAAUGGGAAAAGCAAGAAGCAGUGGCAGUGGUGAGCCAGCCCCACGGGUGUCCUGUCUGACCAGAGCUGCUCCCACCCCUCUGCCUCUGGAGGUGGCGCUGGGCUCCCCACGUUCACGGGGGAAUGUUUCCCCAGUCAGAAGGUUGGUGUUGGUGGCCUCAAAUGUCUGCCUGCAUUUCCUCUGUGACCAGCAAGAGCAGGGAAAGGUUCCUGGUGGCUGAACAGUGGUGCAAGGCCAAGGUCAGAAGGCACUGGCCAGGUGCCAGGUGCCCAGCAGGACCAGCCUCUGCUGUGGUUCACAGCCUGAGGUCUCUGCUUACAGCCCAGAGGGACCCUCCUUGUGCCCCAUUUUGCCUUGUGGGUGCUGUCACACACGUCCUGGGGAGGCUGUGGGUUGGCUGCGGGUGUCCUGGCAGUGGUGUCAGAGGUUGUGUCAGUGUGAGUCAUGCCCAGAGCUGCGCUGAGUCACCUCCCCAGUGUUGUGCACAUUAGGUGAAGAACUUUCUCAGACCCACAUCCUGGUGAUGAAGGCAGCAUGGCUUCUCAUCACAAGGUGCCAGAGAUGAGUGCAACAGAAAAUUGCUGCAGCAUGUGCACAGUGUCAUAGCAGUGUGGCAGCUGCCCACUGUUUCCGUGGGUCCACUUGCCACCACAGCCCUGAAGGUACCUGCCCUGCUGCACCCUCAGGGCUCCAUGGGGCAGUGUCACUGACUGAAGCUUCUGGGAAUAAUAAAUAAAUAAUAAAAAUAAUAAAUAAAUAAUAAAAAAUAAUAAUAAAACCCCUGUUUUUAAUCCCAGGUCCCAGCAGCCCGUCAUUUCUGUGGGUAGUGGAACAGCUCCAGCACACCCAUCCCAUCCCAUGGCCCCUGGCGUGGCAGUGUAGUGUGGGAGAUGGAUGGGCUGUGGUAGGAUGAGCCCUGCCCUGCUCCUGCUGCUGUCCCUCACCAGCUGCUCCCUGCUCCAGGGGAUGCUACUGAGGCCACAGCACGUUAGGCUGGAGGCACAGAACUUCCACGUCCGGCUGCACUGGGAGCCAAACCCCAGCUCCCCCAGCUAUGCCACCUAUGAGGUGGAGUGGAGGAACAGAGCCUCGAGCUGGACCAAGGCUGGUGCCUGCGGGGAGAACAGCAGCAGCUCCUGGGUGUGUGAGCUGUAUUUUGACAGGAUUCAUGAUAUCUACUGGGCACGGGUGAGAGUGGUGGCCGGAGGUGAGCAGUCCGAGUGGGCCAGUUCCAGCGAGCUGCAGCUGUACAGAGACACAAUUGUUGGCCCCCCCAAGCUGUCCUGGCUGCUCCGGGACCAAAUCCUCAGCGUAAACAUCAUCACUCCACUCACUCCCUACCAGAGAAGAACUGGCUCCUACAAGCCAGUACACCGAGUGCUGCUGAAGCUGUGGUACUGGCUGCACCUGUACGAGGGAGAGUUGCUUGUCCAGCAGGUGCCCUGUGAACAGAGCAGCGAGGAAGUGCCUUGCACCUUGGGGCGCCUGAAGCCCAGCACUCAGUACUGCGUCCGGACGGUGGCUGCAGGCAUUGCCAGGGAGCGGAGCCAGGAGGCUGAGCAGUGCCUGGUGACCCCGGCAGGCCCUGCAGGCUUUCCAUGGGUCGUUGCCAUGCUGAGUGCCUUCUUCCUGCUGCUGCUACUGAGUGAGGCCGGGCUGUGCUUCAUGCAGCUGCACAUCUUUCCCAGUCCUCCGGAGACACGCCUCCCAAAAGCACUGGCUCUCCAGAACAGCGAGCUGAGCAUGGCCAUGCAGGUGCCUCCCCUCCAGCUUGAGGAGGACUCACUGGCCCUGCUCCUGCAGACUGUGCUCCCCUCCCAUGGGCCAUCCACAGCUGGGCAGGCAUCAGCCAUGGUACCACAGCUCCUCCAAGGCCUUGCCCGGGAUGUGGGUGGCUACUGUGCCAAUGGGUUUGGUCCAGACUGCCUCGAGGUAAGGGACCCAUCCUGCGCCCACAGCCUGCUGAGGCACACCUUGGAUUCCCAGGUCCCCUCACAGCUGGAGAAGGAUAGGAAGACAGGUGAUGGGAAUGAUUUGCCAGAGCAGCUGGUUCUAGUGGAACUGACUGGAAACAGCUACAUCAGUGACAGGGACAGCCAGAUACCUGAGAUAUGGCUCCCCCUGCACCUCCAGCUUUAUUCUAAAUGCCAGUGCCCAGUCCUGGGAGCAGGCAGCCACCUUCCUCUGCCCGUGCCAAGCAGAAGCUGCAGCCAGGAGUACCUGCAGGGGAGUCUGGGCAUGGCUGGGCACUGGAUCCAGCUCAGCUCUGUGAAGCUCCUGACCAGUGCGGAGGAGGAAGGAGGACAGCUCCCCUGUGCUCCCCAAGCCCUGCUUGGCGGGGGGACUGAGCCAGGGGACAGCAGCGUUCAGCGAGGCUGCUCAAGGCAGGCAGAGCCGUGUGUGCCCUGCCCGCUGCCCCUCUCACCCCACAGCACCCUGCGGCCACUUGCCUUCUCCGGCUAUGAGCCACGGGCCCCUGUGGCAGCGAGCCAUGGCGAGUGGGGCACCUUGGCAGCCCCCAGCUCCCAGCACAGCCCAGGACACUUUCCAGAGCUCCCUGGCCAUGAGUGUUCCCUGUCCCAGCCUGGGGGUGCCAGGCUGGGGAUGGGACCAAGGCAGGCUCCCACGGGCGGGCAGAGGCAAAUUCCAGGCACAGCCAGGGAUAGGCAGGACGCAGAGCUUUCCUCUGGUGGUUUGGUGCUCUUGAGACACAGCAUAAGGAGCAUGGACCAAAGCUGAACCCCCAAAACUCUUACCUAUUUAUCGGUCUGUGUGCAUGUGUGGUACACUAUCUAUACUAUAUACAUACUUAUUUAUAAAGCUCUUUAAUGAAAAAAAUGUUAGGGUUUUUACUUCUGAGGAAAUGCUGAUCAUGUGCUGGAGUUGGUUUUAAAUAUCACUAUUAUAAAAAAAGUGGCUUCUCUAUUCAUUGUU
Cinclus cinclus is the source of this 4394-nucleotide messenger RNA. RefSeq names its product interleukin-22 receptor subunit alpha-2-like. The coding region runs from base 2355 to 4199 and encodes 614 amino acids. The transcript has 7 exons. Lineage: Eukaryota; Metazoa; Chordata; Aves; Passeriformes; Cinclidae. The record is from RefSeq and is a predicted model, not a curated record. Gene Ontology annotation, molecular function: protein binding.